Messenger RNA from Phasianus colchicus (ring-necked pheasant), 5717 nucleotides. The record is from RefSeq and is a predicted model, not a curated record. Lineage: Eukaryota; Metazoa; Chordata; Aves; Galliformes; Phasianidae.
ACUUCAGCAUAGUUAUAAAGAAUAUUGAGGCUGCAGGGCACUUUCUGCUCUGGCUUUCAUCUGUACAACCCCCUAGUGCCUUGAAAUCCUGCUUUGCUUUCACCCACAGAUCAUUUGGGCUAGAGCAAUUCUUCAGGGCAGCCCUAGGUAGCAAGAACGUUUCUAAGGGGUAGGACCAAAGUGAAUGUGGUACCCUCUCUUGAGCUCCUUUCUGGCUCAGAUGUCAGUGCAUUACCUCCAAACACCUUUGCCUGUAUCAAGAAUUUUUUUUUUUCUUCUUGCAUUAUGGGAUGUAAGUACUGAUAAUUGGAAGCACACUGGGGUUGCUUUUACUUUUUCUUCCCCUGAAAUAUAAAGAGACAUUUCCCCCAGCUGUACGAAGUGGAUCCUACUCCACAAAGCAUACACGUGUUGCGAACACAUCCGUUCACCCUUUUGCCACGCAGACCUGAAGUCAGCAGGGAGGAGAGCAUACAGGUGCCUUUGCAGCUCAUUUAACCCAGAGGCGUGGGUUGAGCCUGCCAGCAAAGUCAUGCCGUCCUUCUGCCAGGGCUACCGCAGCUCCGAGAGUGACUUUGGGCACUGCAUCCUCGCGAAAGACGGCGCCUGGGGAUGCCGACAGCUUUCCCACUGCAACCCAACCGAGUGUUAUUACUAUGACAACCUCCAGGUACGGAUCUGCGCAGCGCCGGGAGCUCCGGCAAACCCUGAUUGCAUGUGCACGGCUCAGAGCCGGGGUGCCCCGCCUAGGAGAAGGGUAAAAAGCACUCAGAGCCACAGGUGCCCCUCUCUGGCUCUGUCCUGUUGCUUUGGGGUGUAGGGCAAAGCGUGGGUGCUUAAGAGACAUCAGUAGCUAGGAUUUUUAAUCGUCUUCUCUGGGACAAAGUAAGGAGAGUGUUGCUUUUCCCUUAGAGCCCUUCUGCAGAAAAUCACCAGAUCUGUAAGAAUAUAACGCUGCCCUUCAGCCUGAAUAAAAGGUAAAAUGCUCCCAUACCUCAUGCAUGCCGUAUGCCCCUGUGUGUGUGUGUGCAUGCACGCACACAUUACUUUCUUACACUACUAUGACAGCACACGCUCCCCAAAGCUAUUUACAGCAUUAGAAAUCCAACUCCUCCCUCCAGUGCCCUGUAUGUGUGUGGCUGGGGCUUUCUGCUUUGCCUCACUCUCAGCUGAUUGCGGGCUGAUGGUCACGACGCUGCUCCUCACCUCCGGGCUUCACGCUGAGGACAGAAGGAUCGGGGGAAACGGAGAAGCUGGCACACAACUGCCCUACGGAGCUGUCGAUAACUUGCUUCCCGUGCAGCAGAACCACACAGGGGAGGGGAGGGAGGAGGGAGGAAAGAAGGGGAGGAGGAGGAGGAGAAGGAAAAAAAAAAAAAAAAAAGAAAAUCCAGAGAAUUCUAGUCCUGCAAAUGUAGUGAAACUGAGUGGUCAGAGUUCAUUUGCUCGAGGAGAGCUGAGAAGAAAGAGGACGUUAAAUGAGAAAAAGCAAGAAAGGUCUGUAGCUCGUUUUCCUGAUACUAGCAGUGUUUUAGAGGGAAAAUGAUUCCUCCGAGCAGCAUGACUGAAGUCAGCGUGGACAGUGUGGAGAAAGAGAAUGAAGUGGAGAGCACAGAGCAACCUCCAUCUCCAGCAUCAACCACCAGUCAGGAAUCUAAGCUGCAGAAACUCAAACGAUCACUCUCCUUCAAGACCAAAAGCUUGCGGAGUAAAAGUGCAGACAACUUCUUCCAGAGGACUAACAGUGAUGUGAAGCUGCAAGUAGACUUGAUGCCAGAGGUGAGCACAAGCACAGGGCAGCUUCCCAGCUCGGAGAGCCAGGCAUCUUCGCCCACCAGAACCCAGCAGCUGUCAGAAAACAACAAGGCUCACAUCUUCCAGGAGCACAUCUUCAAAAAGCCCACCUUCUGUGAUGUCUGCAACCACAUGAUUGUUGGGACAAAUGCUAAGCAUGGACUGCGCUGUAAGGCUUGUAAGAUGAGCAUCCACCACAAGUGUGCAGACAGUAUUGGACAACAGCGUUGCAUGGGCAAGCUGCCAAAGGGAUUUCGACGGUACUACAGCUCACCACUUCUCAUUCAUGAACAGUUUGGCUGCAUCAAAGAAGUGAUGCCUAUUGCCUGUGGCAAUAAGGUUGAUCCUGUGUAUGAAACUCUUCGCUUUGGGACUUCAUUAGCCCAGAAAACCAAGAAGGGCAGUUCUGGAAGUGGGUCUGAUUCUCCCAAUAGGAACUCUACAGCAGAUCUGGCAGAAGUUCCUGAGGAAGCCGAUAGCAGCCUUGACAUAAGCAGGAAACGCAGCAACAGUGUGUUUACAUAUUCCGAAAAUGGCACAGAACACUUUGGAGAAGAACCAAAAAGUAUUCAUUCACCGGGACCAUUUUAUAAAAGCACGUUACAAAUGAACACCUAUGUUGCCUUGUACAAAUUUGUACCACAAGAAAAUGAAGACUUGGAGAUGAGGCCAGGGGAUAUGAUCACUCUUCUGGAAGACUCCAAUGAAGACUGGUGGAAGGGAAAAAUUGACGACAGAACUGGAUUUUUUCCUGCUAACUUCGUUCAGAGAGUGCAACAUGAUGAGAAGAUUUACAGAUGUGUCAGGACAUUCAUUGGCUGCAAGGAGCAGGGGCAGAUAACUCUGAAAGAGAACCAGAUUUGCGUGACUUCAGAAAAGGAACACGAUGGCUUCAUCAAAGUAUACAGCGGGAAGAAGAAAGGCUUUGUCCCCAUAGACGUCUUAGAAAACAUCUGAUUGCAACAGCCCGCUUGCUGCAGUAGGAGCCCUUUGUUGGCAAUGCCUGUCUGCCUCAUCUCACACUGUGUCAAUCCAGAUGGGCUGUCUUGCAGAUGUUCAGGGAAACAGUGGGAAAACUGCAACUACAAGAAGAAAAAGACAUUUAGACUGCCGCAGCAACACUAAGAAAUAAGAAAAGUGGAAUGAUUGAAAGAAAAUAUAGUCAGAAACCACUAGGGAAAUGAGAGGCCCUUGGAAACUAAUAGGAAUAAGGUAAGAAAAAGAAGUCUGGGCUGAUUUCUGGUGCAAGAUGGCUAUUGCAACCCUGAUGGAAAUGGACAGCUGUUCUAAAGGACUAAACUCAAGUCUCGUGUCUUAGAAAACUGUUGGACUACUUUCUUGUUGGAGAUGUGUGUUUGGGAGGGAGGGACGAAUACCAGUCAAACUGUCCUCAUACUACAGCCCAAAGCUUGUAGUAAAGUGUGGCUGUGGUUCUACACUUCUGUCCCCUGUAUCAACCAACCAGUUUAAGCGUUUAUUCCUGAUGUUAGUCUCAUAUCAAAGCAGUUUGGAGUCACCAUGUGGACGUCAGUUCAAGAAGUGCACUGUGCCCUGGAGGUCAGCAGCUUUCUCUUUCUGUGCAAUCUUACCUUAUGAAAGAGUAGCGACCUUGUAUGUCCUUUGUUUUCUCUGUAUACAAACAAAAGCUCUCAGUGUGUGCCAGGUGUGAUGGCUGCUCUCAUAGCUCCCAAAAAUGGCCUGCCCUGCAAUUCAGGAGCCUUCUUGGAAGUGUCCCUCUGUGUUUCCUGCACCCUUAUCUGGUGAGGGAGAAAAUGGGAGGAAUGCUGGGAGAGAGCCACAGGCUUGAAAUGUUUUGUAUUUUUCUGUGUUUAUUGCACUUAUAAGAUUUUAUAUAUUAAUCCUAUUUAUUAAAAAAAAAAAAAAAAAAUUAAUAAGACAGUUAACUAACCCCCUGGAAGACUGAAAACACUAGGAAAGGACAGACUGCGCACAGAAGUGAAGACUGUACCUAAAUCCAGAACUUGUGACAGUAAGGCACUGAGUGUCUUAGCAUUGUGUUCACCCACCAAAGUCGUCAUCUUCAUUUGCUAAAAUAGUUUUGCAGAUUCAUCAAUAAAUACACUGACAUGAGUACCUCCUUGGCAUGAACAACUGUGAGCCUCCCGUAAGCCCUCUCAGUCCCAGUGCAACUGAACAGACAAGUCUGGUUUGUCCAUGCAAGCCUCCAUCUUCAAAUAUAUUUAGGGUAUAAGAUCUGGAGAGCAGUCUGUGGGACGUGUGGAUUUUGACCAACCUAUACAAGUCAGCCGGCGCCAAUCGUGUUGCUGAGCAGGGCCUUUCAAAACAGUGAACCUAAUUUCCGAGUGUUUAAUUGGAUGUAAUUGCACCAAAUACACUUUAACAGUUUAGUAUGUAUUACGACAUAGUGAUUAAGUCCUGUCCCAAAGCUCCCUGGUGAAUUCACGCCUUAUUUGACCAGCCUGAGAUUGAGUGCCAGUCUUUAAUACUAUUGCAAUUAGCAGCAAAUGGAUGUCCUAAAUGCCAACACUGCAAGAAGAAAUCCAGGUGCUGCCAGGUUAGUACAGGCCUUUGCAAAUUUGACACUAUUUCUAAAAAGAUGCUGUCCGUUCUGCUUCCUUACAUUGAGGCAGUUUGAAUCUGUGUUGCACAGCCCAGGUCUCAUAGUUGGGAUGCCCAACAGCUGACCUUAUGCAAAGCCUUAUGAAAUCCAGUGCUGUGCUACACAUGACCAGAAGCUCACAGAGCAGAUCAGGCUGCAGCCUCUCAGAGACACGUUUUGCAGUUCUUAUCACUUAAUUGCUGAGGAGGAAGUUACAGGGGUGUCAACUGUUGAAACAUCGUCCUUUGUAAUACAAAUGGUCUACACCAAUAAUUCACAUCCUUCUGGCUGAUCAAAAGUAUCUGAUUUCAUAUCUCCCUCUAUGGGAAUAUCAGCAAUUUAUAAAUGGCUUUUCUACAGAGCAAACAAUGAACAUUUGCUCAGCUCAUUCUCCUAAGUAACCAGCGAACUUAGUGGGAAGAGGGAGGAUUCUGACAAGCCUUAAAGAAUCAAGACAAAAAGUAAAGUCACGAUAAUCCACUCUGCUUUCUAUGAUUUUUAUAUAUAUAUAUUCACUACUUCAAAGAAAAAAACUCAAAUGUUUGUUAGAAUUGAAAUAUUUGCUAUUUUUGAUCAGACCUGUCAAGUGGGCAAAGGAAAUCUGUAUUAAUCUAUACAUAUGUGCUACUGUUUACAUGAUUGCAUCAUACUGUGAUUCCCUAUUUGAGUCUUCUAUGAUUUUAAUUUGUCCCUACAAUGUGCAUCAAGAAAGAAAGAAUUCAAAGAUAUGAACAUUACCUACAACUCACAAUGGCCUUCAAUCAAUGUCAGUUUGAUUCCUUUUGAUACUGAGCAAUAAAUAAUAAAGUGAUUGAGUAAAACAAAACAAACCCUACGUUGACUGCAUUACGUCUGAGCAAGCAUUGCUUCUGAACCAAAGCUUUCAUGGUUAUCUUUUCUUUGUGUAUUUUUGUUUUGCCUUUUUACUGGGUUUUUGCUGCUGUUCAACAUGGAGAUGUAAUUUAUACCUAAUUUAGCAAGAAGCACAUACAUGAGUCUUAUUUAAGCAUGUGAUUCAUUGGCUAUUUGCACGCUUAAAGCUGAAGCACUUUGCUGAAUUGAGGACAUUUUCCUCAAAUUAAUUUUGGAUGCCUUACUCUGAAUCCAGAUGAGUAUCCCAUUAUUUUUUUUCCUACCAUAUGCAGUUUGCAAUAGAUACUGAAUUAGCAAGCAGUUAAAAGAAGCUGGAGUGGAAUUUAUCUGACGUUUCCUCAGAAAAUUUGAACUUUAGGAGAUGAAUACUGUUCACACUUAAUAUUCUGCUUAAUAAAGAAUGUGCAAUGGUUGGAAGGAGAAUAGAAGUGUAUGUUUCUUGGCUUCAGCCGCUAUCAUUUUCAGUCAG